Helicoverpa zea (corn earworm) is the source of this 662-nucleotide messenger RNA. Its product is annotated as larval cuticle protein A3A-like. The transcript is spliced from 2 exons. The record is from RefSeq and is a predicted model, not a curated record. The coding region runs from base 22 to 645 and encodes 207 amino acids. NCBI's taxonomy places the organism in Eukaryota, Metazoa, Arthropoda, Insecta, Lepidoptera, Noctuidae. Gene Ontology annotation, cellular component: extracellular matrix.
CAUUGAUACACUUCUCCUACAAUGGCAUUCAAGUUUGUAGUAUUCGCAUGCCUGGUGGCUGCCGCCAGCGCAGGAGUGUACCCGGCCGCGCCCGUGGCGUACGCCGCCGCCCCCAGCUACGUCGCCCACCAGGCGUACGCUCCCGCCCCAGUGGUGCACUCCGCCCCCCUCGCAUACGCCGCCAAGGUGGUCACCCCCGUCGCCAAGCUCGCCGUCGAAGAGUACGACGCGCACCCCCAGUACAGCUUCGCGUACGACGUGCAGGACGGUCUCACUGGCGACUCCAAGAGCCAGCACGAGAGCCGCGACGGUGACGUCGUGCAGGGCUCCUACUCCGUGGUCGACCCCGACGGCACCAAGCGCACCGUGGACUACACCGCUGACCCGCACAACGGUUUCAACGCCGUCGUGCGCAAGGAGGCUCUCGGACACGUCGCUAAGGUUGUCGCCCCUGUUGCCAAGGUCGUCGCCCCUGUUGCCAAGGUCGUCGCCCCUGUAGCGUACGCUGCCCCCGUCGCUAAGAUCGCUGCCCCCGUAACUUACCACUCUGCCCCCGUCGCAUACGCCGCCCCCAUCGCCAAGAUCGCCGCCCCCGUGGUGCACAGCUCUCCCCUCGCCUACUCUGCUCCCAUCUACCACCAUUAAUUGGUUGGAAAUAUGUA